AUGGAGGACGUGGAGGGAACGGAAGAAGGUAGCCGAUCUAGCAGCCUCAAUGAGCAGAUCGAAAAUCUCAACCGAGUCAAGCAAAAGCUUGAGAAAGAAAAAUCUGAGGCCAAACUUGAAGUCGAUGAGCUCCACGUCAACGUUGAAUCCUUGACCAAGUCUAAGCUCAACUACGAGAAACAGACUCGAAAUCUCGAGCACAUGGAAGAGGAGCAGGAGUCUAAGCAAGACCUCCAGCGUAAGUUGACAAAAUCCAACAACGAGUGCGUCCAGUGGCGAAACAAGUAUGAGACUGAUGCUAUUCAGCGAACUGAAAAGCUCGAAGAAGCGAAGAAGAAGGUUGUCGCGCGACUCCAGGAGUCCGAAGAACAGGGCGAAGUUGAAGAUCUUUCUGCUGAUUUGGAGCGAACCGCCGCCGCCGCUCAACUCGACAAGAAACAGCGAAACUACGACAAGCUCCUGUCCGAAGCUAAACAAAAGCAGGAGGAAGCCGCCGUUGAACUCGAAAUUGCGCAAAAGGGAGUUCGAUCUCAGCAGAAGGCGGUUGAUCAGCUUGAAUCUAUCCGACUAGAAAACCAAAACCUUGCCGAGGAAGUUCAAAAGCUUGUUGACCAGCUCCAGAAAGGAUCAAAGACCAUCCACGAACUCGAAAAGAGCAAGAGAAUCGCUGACCAAGAACAAUCUAAUAUCCAGGGUACUCUUGAAGAAGCUAAAGCUGCUAUCGAAACCGAAGAAGCCAAGACCCUCCGAGUCUGUGUCGAGCUCCAGCAGCUGAAGGAAGAGAUAAACUGGCGAGAAGCAUUUUUCAACCGGCCGACAAACUGGAAGAUGGGAUUAGAUUGGUAUUUGAAUCAGAUGCCGAACUCUUACUCCGACGAAGUUACGUACGAAAAGACCCCGGACUACAAUUUCCCCCUCGAGAUUGGGGGAUUUUCUCACAUUUUCAGCAAAGCGCUCAAUCAAAAGUUUCAUUUAGAAAACGAAGGAGAAGGGAGAACUGUCAAUGCCUGGCUGCAAAAUCGCCCAGUAGACAAUAAUAAAGCCGACAGUUCUACUGCCAAGAGCAAGCCCAAGAAUCCGCCAAAAAGCGCGAACUUCGUGCCGCCUAUCCGCGUCCUCCAGCUCCUCUGGCUCGAGCUCUUCAUCGUCUUUUUCCUCCAGUUGAAGACGUUCCAGCGACUCGGAAGUGGAAGAAACAGAGACAAAAUCAAGCACCAGCCCAAUGAGAUUGUCGAAAAAGAUCCAAUCUGCCAAGAAAACUAUGAAAAUCGCAAUCAAUACUGCUAA
Molecule: messenger RNA, 1287 nt
Organism: Oikopleura dioica
Lineage: Eukaryota; Metazoa; Chordata; Appendicularia; Copelata; Oikopleuridae
Source: the annotation of a GenBank genome assembly